Meriones unguiculatus (Mongolian gerbil) is the source of this 2352-nucleotide messenger RNA. RefSeq names its product endonuclease, poly(U) specific (gene Endou). The record is from RefSeq and is a predicted model, not a curated record. Gene Ontology annotation, biological process: immune response. NCBI's taxonomy places the organism in Eukaryota, Metazoa, Chordata, Mammalia, Rodentia, Muridae. The transcript has 10 exons. Gene Ontology annotation, molecular function: scavenger receptor activity; RNA endonuclease activity; polysaccharide binding. Bases 118 to 1353 code for a protein of 411 amino acids.
CACAAGUCCUGAGGUCUUUAAAAGGAUCUUCCUGGGGAAUUUGGCUCCUCUGAGCAUUGUGACAUUCACCCUGAUUGUAGUGGCAAGUCCAACGGCCGUUCAGCUGCAGCUGGCAUCAUGAAGGCUUGUGUCCCUCUUAUAGUGGCCAUGCUCUGUGGCCUGGCCUGGGCUGGAAACCUGGAAUCGUGCGCAUCUCGCUGCAACGAGAACUUUAACCGCGACGCUGCCUGCCAGUGCGACCGUCGGUGCCCCUACCACGACGAUUGCUGUGCCGACUACGAGCAUCUGUGCGCUGCUGAGGAAGGCCCCCCAGAGCCAAAGGCGUUCCUGGACCUAGAGGAUGAGACACCAGCCAGCCAUCUGUACUCUGCGCCAAGCUCCUGCCAGGGCCGCUGCCGGGAAGACUAUGACAAGCACCUCGCUUGCCACUGCAAUGACCGCUGCCAAGAGUUUGGGGACUGCUGUGAGGAUUUUGACAGUGUGUGUGGAGACCACGAGGGCUUCUCCCACAGCAGUGACGCCGUAACCAAGGAGGAACUUCAGAGUAUCUCUGAGACGAUCUACAGGGUGGAUAUCAAUAAAGCCCAGAAGAAAGACAUUGUCAUCAACAGUCAAAACCACAUCUCCCAGUCAGAGACAGGAAACCAAGUGGAUCGAUGCCCGGAGCCGCUCUUCACUUACGUCAAUGAGAAACUGUUCUCCAAGCCCACCUAUGCAGCCUUUAUCAAUCUACUCAACAAUUAUCAGCGGGCCACGGGCCUUGGGGAGCACUUCAGUGCUCAACAGAUGGAGGAGCAGGAUAUCUUCCUCAGGGAAGUCAUGAAGACGGCUGUCAUGAAGGAGCUUUAUGGCUUUCUCCAUCACCAAAACCGCUACAGCUCUGAACAAGAGUUCGUGGACGACUUGGAGAACAUGUGGUUUGGGCUCUACUCAAGGGGCAAUGGAGAAAGGGAUUCGAGUGGCUUUGAACACGUCUUCUCAGGCGAAGUGAAAAAGGGCAAGGUCGUUGGCUUCCAUAACUGGAUCCGCUUCUACCUGCAGGAGAAGAAGGGUCUUCUUGAUUACUACAGCCACAACUACGAUGGGCCUUGGGAUUCCUACCCCGAUGUCCUAGCCAUGCAGUUCAACUGGGAUGGCUACUACAAGGAAGUGGGCUCCGUUUUCAUUGGCAGCAGCCCUGAGUUCGAGUUUGCCCUCUACUCUCUGUGCUUCAUCACCAGGCCAGGCAAAAAGUGCCACUUAAGCCUGGGUGGCUAUCCUUUGGCCAUCCAGACCUACACCUGGGAUAAGACCACCUACGGAAAUGGCAAGAAGUACAUUGCCACAGCCUAUGUGGUGUCCUCUACCCACUAGAGCUUGCAGCCAGAUGGGGUACGAGGGCAGAGAGCCAAGAAGGGUCCCGGUGCUAUUUGCUCUUUACUGGGGAGGGGAGGGAGGAUCUGGGAGGAACCCCAAAGCUCAGUUUUAUGAAAGGAACCUCAACUCUAGAAAUGCCCACAUGGGAGAGAAAAGAAGAUGCAAUUAGAGAAGGCAGAAAAUCAGCCAAACUUUGUCUUCUUGUAUUUUGGCAACAUGAACUAGGAAAUUGAGCUCUCUCUGCCUAGAGAGGGUAGCAGCCCUCAAGAGCUCUAUGGUACAGUGAGGCCAUGAGCAAUUCCUUGGCCUCACACUUGCCCCUAAUGUGAAGGGGAAGGGUCUUCCCCUUUUCCUCCUUGGAGCUUGGGGAGGGGGUAAUGCUCUCAGAACUGUGACUGUGAAGGGGUCUUCAGGUGUUUGUAGGAAGAACAGGUAGUAGAAAUUCGGGAUUACCAAAUGGCUGUCACUGCACAUAGCUCUGCAGCUGCAUCUCAGCCUUGUGCUGGGCCCCUAAGCACCAAGCAGGCGAAUCUCAGGGAAUCAGCCCCAUGCCAGUGCAGAGUUGUGGGUUGGGGCAGUGAGAGGGCUAGGGCAGGCGGACUCCUCAGUCCUAAAUGCCUGUGUGUCCAACUCAGCAUCUGCUUCUAGAAGUUUCCCUGAUUACAGAUGUUUAGUGCAGUUACACGCCCGUAUUUUGAUCCCACAUAGUGUUUUGUUUUGUUUUGAACGAAUUCCCCUUGUAAGGGGGAAGAUUGAACAUCAAAAGAAGAAAAGAAUCUAUAGCUUGGUGUCACAGACAAUUAUAUUAAUGUUUAUCCAGCUGCCAUAAUUUGAAACACUCUAGGCUGGGAGAAAAGGGACCCCAGAUUCCUGUUUCAACCCCAGUGACGUAUUUAUUCCCUCCUGAUGCUCAGGAGCCAGAUGUGGCCCUGCAGAGCCAGGCUUGUACCACAGCUUAGAAGCAUCAAGUUUCAAAUUAAAGCCACUGGAGAAAUC